GUGAUUUCCUGAGCAUGCCUAGGGAAUGACAGGCAUCUCCACAGGCAGGCUGCAUCCACCUUGGCCGGGUGGCGUCAUUGGCUGCCUAUUAGAAAAACUACAGGACAAUGCAUACCACCGCCUGCUGACUGUAAACACAGGGGCUGUGCGUUCACUUAGCAUGGACUCCUGGGAGGGGCUAAGGAAGGACGGUCUGGAGUUUUAUUGAAUAGAGAGCAGUGUGUAUUAGGCUGCUGCCUGCCUGCCCUCUUGCUGCGCACUCCUGCUUAAAGAAAUCAGCCCUUCCUUUCCGAUUCAGUCCUCGGGAGAAGUUUCAGUCUACAAGGUAUUGUUGAAACAUUUCAAGAGCAUCAAAUCGAAUUCCACAAGGACUGGUAAUCAACUGGAAGGCUCCGCCAUCUGACUGCUUACCUAUCCAGACACUAUCUGGUCUUCCUAAACCUGAAACCACACCAUGGAUGAUUUUGAACGUCGCAGAGAACUUAGGAGGCAAAAGAGAGAGGAGAUGCGACUCGAAGCAGAAAGAAUCGCCUACCAGAGGAAUGAUGAUGAUGAAGAAGAGGCGGCCCGGGAACGGCGCCGCAGAGCCCGACAGGAAAGGCUGCGGCAGAAGCAAGAAGAAGAAGCCUUGGGACAGGGGACAGACCAGGUGGAGGUGAAUGCCCAGAACAGUGUGCUCGAUGAGGAGCCCAAGACAAGCCCCACAAACACCCAGGUGGAAGGUGAUGAUGAGGCUGCCUUGCUGGAGCGCCUGGCUCGGCGAGAGGAAAGACGCCAGAAACGCCUUCAGGAAGCUCUGGAGCGGCAGAAGGAGUUUGACCCAACAAUCACAGAUGCCGGGCUGUCACUCCCAAGCAGAAGAAUGCAAAAUGACAUGGCAGAAAAUGAAGCUGCAGAGAAGGAAGAGAAAAGUAAAAGUCACCAAGAACGAUAUGAGAUAGAGGAAACAGAAAUAGUCACCAAGUCCUACCAGAGGAACGACUGGAGGGAUGCUGAAGAAAACAAGAAGGAAGAAAAGGGCCAGGAGGAGGAGGAGGAGGAGGGGAAGCCAAAGCAAAGGAGCGUUGGAGAAAAUCAGGUAGAGGUGACGGCAGGAAAGAAAACAGAAAGCCAAGAGGAGACAGGGGUGAUGUCAUUGAAAAAUGGGCAGAUAGGUGCGGAAGAGCCUAAAUCAGAGGAGAGGGACCUGGGUUCAGAUGCAAUUCCCCAUAAUGAAAAGACAGAAGAGGAAGACAGGGAGAGAGCUGAGGCAGAGAGGGUACGGUUGGAGGCCGAAGAAAGGGAAAGAAUCAAAGCCGAGGAAGACAAAAAGAUAGCAGAUGAGCGAGCAAGAAUAGAAGCAGCUGCCCAAGAAAGAGAAAGGAGGGAGGCGGAGGAGAGAGAAAGGAGGGAGGCAGAGGAGAGAGAAAGGAGGGAGGCAGAGGAGAGAGAAAGGAGGGAGGCAGAGGAGAGAGAAAGGAGGGAGGCAGAGGAGAGAGAAAGGAGGGAGGCAGAGGAGAGAGAAAGGAGGGAGGCAGAGGAGAGAGAAAGGAGGGAGGCAGAGGAGAGAGAAAGGAGGGAGGCAGAGGAGAGAGAAAGGAGGGAGGCAGAGGAGAGAGAAAGGAGGGAGGCAGAGGAGAGAGAAAGGAGGGAGGCAGAGGAGAAGGCUAAGAUAGAAGAGCAGAAACUCAAUAAGCAGCUAGAAGAGAAAAGACAAGAGACAAAGGUUCAAGUGGGAAAGGUAGAAGAGAAAAGAGAUGGGAAAUGGGUAAAUGAAAAGAAAGUGCAAGAAGAAAAACUGCAGACAUCUGUCCUAAAGAAACAGGAAGAAGAAAGGGAAGCUAAAACACAAGCCAAAAGAGACAAGUCCCAGGAAGACAAGCCCACCUUCAAAAAGGAAGAGAUCAAAGAUGAGAAGAUUAAAAGGGACAAAGAACCCAAAGAAGAAAUUAAGAGCUUCAUGGAUCGAAAGAAAGGAUUUACAGAAGUGAAGUCACAGAAUGGAGAAUUCAUGACUCACAAGCUUAAACAUGCUGAGAACACUUUCAGCCGCCCCGCAGGCCGGCCCGCCGACGCCCGGGAGCCCGACGGCGCGCCCCAGGUGGAGGCCGGCAAGCGCCUGGAGGAGCUUCGCCGCCGCCGCGGGGACACCGAGAGCGAGGAGUUCGAGAAGCUCAAACAGAAGCAGCAGGAGGCGGCCCAGGAGCUGGAGGAGCUGAAGAAAAAGCGGGAGGAGCGAAGGAAGGUCCUGGAGGAGGAGGAGCAGCGGAGGCGGCAGGAGGAGGCCGAGCGCAAGGCCCGAGAGGAGGAAGAGAAGAGGAGACUAAAGGAAGAGAUUGAAAGGCGAAGGGCAGAAGCUGCUGAGAAACGCCAGAAGAUGCCAGAGGAUGGGCUAUCAGAUGACAAGAAGCCGUUCAAGUGUUUCACUCCUAAAGGUUCAUCUCUCAAGAUAGAAGAGCGAGCAGAAUUUUUGAAUAAGUCUGUGCAGAAAAGCAGUGGUGUCAAAUCAGCUCACCAAGCAGCAGUAGUCUCCAAGAUCGACAGCAGGCUGGAGCAGUACACCAGCGCAAUUGAGGGAACAAAAACUGCCAAACCUCCGAAGCCAGCAGCCUCGGACCUUCCCGUUCCUGCCGAAGGUGUGCGGAACAUCAAGAGCAUGUGGGAGAAGGGCGACGUGUUUUCAUCUCCCACUGCAGCGGGAACACCAAAUAAGGAAACUGCUGGCCUGAAAGUGGGGGUUUCCAGCCGCAUCAGUGAAUGGCUAACUAAAACCCCAGAUGGAAAUAGGUCACCUGCUCCCAAACCUUCUGACUUGAGGCCAGGAGAUGUUUCCAGCAAGCGGAACCUCUGGGAAAAGCAAUCUGUGGAUAAGGUCACUUCCCCUACUAAGCAGGUUUGAGAAAGUUCAAGGAAGAACCCAAGCUCAAGACGCUGGACCAGCUCAGUUGCAGAGGGCUAAUUUGCUCUGUUUUAUAUUUAUGUCAGUUUACUAAAGUGGUUUCCUUUUCUUUUAUUUUUUCCAAUAUCCCAGUAAACCCAUGUAUAUUAUCACUAUAUUUAAUAAUCACAGUCUAGAGAUAUUCAUGGUAAAAGUACUGCCUUUGCACGGGAGCCUGUUUCUAAAGAAAACCAUGCUGUGAAAUAGAGACUUUCUACUGAUCAUCACAACUCUACGUCUGAACAGUGAUACCAACCACACCCAAGUCGAUAAGAGGAGAUUCAAGUUUAAAAUUGCCUGCGGAAUGUGUGCAGUAUCUAGAAAAAUGAACCAUAGUUUUUGUUUUUCUUUAAAUACAGAAGUCAUAUUGUUUCUGCACUUUAUAAUAAAGCAUGGAAGAAAUUAUCUUAGUAGGCAAAUAAUUGUAACACUUUCUGAAAGUAACCGAUUUCAGAUCUGAUAUACUGCAAUAAUGAUUGUCUUUUUAAAAAAAAAAAAAAAGAUGUACUGUUAUUACUUUUUUUCAUGCUAAAUUAGAUUAUUAUGUUAGCUGAAAGUGGUACUGAUUUUUUUUAGGUUGGUUGCUUUGUGGUUGGUAGUGAUAGUAGCCUGAACCACGUUUUAGAAAACCCAAUUACGUAUGUAUGUGCAUACACGUAUACAGACACACUAAUGGUAGAAUGCUUUUUUAUGUGCUAGACUAUUAUAUUUCAUAGUAUGUCCUUGCAGCUAGCCAAUAUCACCGCUUUUAAAAAAUUAAAAAUCACAAUAUUAUAUUAUUUCAUAUUUGCCAAUCAAAACAUGGCAGAUAGGUAUUAAUAUGUUUUCAAUGCCCCAUAACCUGUAAGAAAAAAGUGUUGAAAAAAAAGAAGAGUUAAGAAGUGUCAAAACGAGUUGAAAUUUUCUAUCAGACAUAGUAUUUAGUUUAUAAUUAAAGGCAAUCUUGAAGUCCAAUAUGAAUUUUAUUAAAUCUACUAUCUGGAUCAAGCUCAAAGCCUGCUUAUUUGUAAUAAUAAAGUUCACAAUAGGUUAGCCUAAAUAAUAUCUAAGGUCUCUUCCUUCUCUCAACUUUAAAGGUAAAGAAUUUUUGAGAGAGUAUUGUAUAAUUUGAAAUUCCAUUUAUGGGUCUAAACCAGACCCACUUUGGCCAAUGUCUGGAAGCAGAGAAGUAGAGUGAACAAAAUAUGGUAUUUAGGAGCCAUGACAGUACUUUCAUCUUCAUAGAUGGCUGAAACAUUUUUUAACAUUUUACUACCUUCAUUAGUCAUUGGUACUUGUCAUAAAUUGAUAAUGUGUUGAAAUCUCAAAAAUACAUAUGACUUUUACUUGUAUUACUGUUCCUCCCAAGUCCUUAUGCCUCAGCAGCUCUACACACACUAUCUAGACCUUACUGUAGCCUGUAAGUCUUUAUUCUUCACAGUAGAUGAUGGAGAGUAGGCCAGUGUCUGGGCAAAGUGUUCUGGUAUGGACCUAUCCAUAGAGUGUAGCUAUAUAAACUCAGAUCUUGCCUGACUUAGGAAAACUGUCAUAGUCUCACUCCCUACCACACUGAGGAAGGCUCCCAAACAACUGUUUCAGGGUUUUUUAUUUGUUUUUUUUCCUCGGUUUUUGUGUUUUUAAUCUACAGUGUUUCCCUGGAAGAGCUAGGCAAGGCAGGGCUGGCGUGAGGAGUGACCACUGCCUCACUAAGUCUGUUUUCUUCGUAAAUCAGAAAAGAGUAGUUGGAUCCUAGCUUUUAGCAAACGUGGGCCAAAGAAAGCAAAGCCACCAGGACUGCAAAAAUCACGCACUCAUGACAGAGUAGACACGCACGAGUCUAUGAUAAGAUACACUAGAAUUUACAAGUAGAAAUGCCUUGUUUAGCUUUGACUCUCAUCGCUGGAGUGAAAUGGGUCAGAGUUUGAAUUAAGGUCUAUGGUGAGGUGACAGCGCAUUGCUGUACUUUUGAACAAGAGCUUCUCCUGAUCACUAUUAUAUAUUUUUCUAGAGUCUAAAGUUGAGAAGAGAAUGUAUCAAUCCUGACUUUUAUUCCAAUAUUUGGAUGGAAUAAGUUUUAGGGUAGAAUUUUGUUCAGUUUGGACUUAAUCUUUUGAAAAUUGAAUUCCUUGUUUACUUGUUUGAUUACAGUUCUGUGUUGUCUUUUAAGAGGUAAAACCGCAGGCUGACUAGGAUGUUCUGUGAGUCCGCCAUCCUAAAACUUUUAUGAACACUUGAUCUUUUUCACUGAUAAUUGAUCGCUGCAAUAAAAAUAUAUCCUCAAAAUGCAUCCACAAUAAAUGGAAUUCCUCCAAAUGUCUUUGAUUCACUUAUUUUAUGUGCUAUGUUGAUUGUGAGAGGUAUGUCUGUUGCAAUAAAGAUGAUGGCAUCGCAAAAUCUA
Messenger RNA from Nycticebus coucang (slow loris), 5294 nucleotides. It is a transcript of the gene CALD1, whose product is annotated as caldesmon 1. Gene Ontology annotation, cellular component: actin cytoskeleton. Gene Ontology annotation, biological process: angiogenesis; muscle contraction; actin filament bundle assembly. The record is from RefSeq and is a predicted model, not a curated record. Gene Ontology annotation, molecular function: calmodulin binding; myosin binding; actin binding. Lineage: Eukaryota; Metazoa; Chordata; Mammalia; Primates; Lorisidae. Bases 455 to 2878 code for a protein of 807 amino acids. The transcript is spliced from 15 exons.